Molecule: messenger RNA, 1031 nt
Organism: Juglans microcarpa x Juglans regia
Lineage: Eukaryota; Viridiplantae; Streptophyta; Magnoliopsida; Fagales; Juglandaceae
Product: replication protein A 32 kDa subunit A-like
Exons: 10
Coding region: 122-973 (283 amino acids)
Biological process (GO): nucleotide-excision repair; double-strand break repair via homologous recombination; DNA replication
Cellular component (GO): nucleus; site of double-strand break; DNA replication factor A complex
Molecular function (GO): DNA binding
Source: RefSeq, a predicted model, not a curated record
AAAUAUUGGCGGGAGACUCUAAUAAAGCCCUCGAAUUGUUUCUAUUAUGAGAUUAUGAGUAUUAACCCCUCCCCUCUCCCCGCGUCCCACCUCCCACACAUUCUCUCUCGCUCGAGUUUGAAUGAUGUUCUCCAGUAGCCAGUUCGACGCCGUAUCUGCCUUUCCCGGCGGCGGAUCCAUUCUCUCUCAGCAAUCUCAGCCAACUGAUUCGCCGUUCUCGUCGGCAAAAAGUCGCGAAACUCAGGGCUUGGUUCCAGUGACAGUGAAGCAAAUAAGUGAAGCUUCUCAGUAUGGCGAUGAAAAAUCAAAUUUUGUAAUCAACGGCGUGGACGUUGCAAAUGUCACGGUGGUUGGGAUGGUGUUUGAUAAAGCUGGAAGGAACACGGAUAUUGGUUUCAGUAUUGACGAUGGAACAGGACGGAUUGGAUGUAGAAGAUGGAUGAAUGAGAAUUUUGACACAAUAGAAAUGGAGGAAAUACUAGAUGGAAUGUAUGUUCGUGUUAAUGGACACUUGAAAAGCUUUAAAGGCGUUAAGCAAUUAGUUGCUUUCUCUGUCAGGCCUGUAACAAACUUCGAUGAGGUUACCUUCCAUUUUAUUGACUGCAUACAUAACUACUUGCAGUCCAAAUCACAGCUGCAAGGAGUUACCCCAACCCAGACGCAGCCAGUGGAUACAUCUCUCAGUCCUUCAGUGAAGAGUGCAUCAAGUGGAUAUCAGACAGCCCCAUCUAGUCAAUUCUCUGGGCAAUCCAGCAAUAUUGAUGGGGUCAAGAGCUGUGAUCAAUUGGUCCUUGAUUAUUUGCAGCAGCCUGCAAGCAUUGGACAGGAAAAGGGGGUACAUAGGGAUGAACUUUCACGGCAGCUAAAAAUUCCUGUGGAGAAGAUCAUGGAAUCUAUUAGGUCUCUUGAAGAGGAGGGUUUGAUAUACUCCACCAUCGACGAGUUUCACUACAAGUCAACUCAAUGUGGUUGAUACGCUUUGAGGAAUUGCUAGGGUUUGGUGUUAGGAGUUAGGGCCAUACAUAAUGAGU